ACUCUCUCUCUCUCUCUCUCUCUCUCUCCUAAAAGACACACAUUUCUAGAGAUAGAAGAGCUAACAAUCUUGAUGCAGAUUUUAAAAGCGGUCUCUCUAGAGAGAUAGAAGAGAGAACAUGAACAGAACACACAUCUAUUCUAUUGCCUAUUGAACUGAAGAGAGAGAAACUUUUUCCACAUCUACACUUUCUUUCUCUCACUAUAUUCACAUAUGUUUCUGUGUAUCGCUGAUUCGAAACCCUAGAGAUUGUGUGUGUGUGACGAGAAGGUUUUGGUGUUUGAUGUGAGAUAUUGUGGUAGAUCCGAGAUGGAGGAAGUUUCCGGCGACGGCGGAUGGACAGCGGAUAUGAGUUACGGCGGCAAUGUACGGUUGACGGCGGAGCCUGCGACGCCGUUGAUGGCGUCAGGAUCAUCUUUCAAGGAAGGGGGGAAGAGUUCGAGGAGGCGAGCUCCGCAGCGGCAGCCGAGUAUGGACGCGGAUGAGUUCAUAAAUUUGCUGCACGGCUCGGAUCCGGUGAAGGUGGAGCUCAAUCGGUUGGAGAAUGAAGUCAGGGAUAAGGAUCGAGAAUUGGGGGAAGCCAAUGCGGAGAUCAAGGCAUUGAGGUUGUCAGAACGCCUUAGAGAGAAGGCAGUUGAAGAGCUUACUGAAGAAUUGGCCAGGGUGGAGGAGAAACUCAAGUUGACAGAGUCUCUUCUAGAAAGCAAAAAUCUUGAGAUAAAGAAAAUCAACGAUGAGAAGAAGGCCUCUAUGGCAGCUCAAUUUGCAGCAGAAGCCACUCUUCGAAGGGUUCAUGCUGCUCAAAAAGAUGAUGAUAUGCCUCCAAUUGAAGCCAUCCUUGCACCUCUGGAGGCUGAACUUAAGAUUGCUCGACAGGAGAUUGCGAAGCUGCAGGAUGACAACAAGGCAUUAGAUCGCCUCACCAAGUCAAAAGAAGCUGCUUUACUUGAUGCUGAGAGGACUGUUCAGAUUGCAUUGGCAAAGGCUUCCAUGGUGGAUGAUCUCCAGAAUAAGAACCAAGAAUUGAUGAAGCAGAUAGAAAUUUGCCAGGAAGAAAAUAAAAUUUUGGAUAAAAUGCACCGCCAAAAGGUUGCUGAGGUUGAGAAGCUUACCCAAACUGUACGUGAGCUUGAAGAGGCUGUCCUUGCUGGUGGUGCAGCAGCAAAUGCUGUGAGGGAUUACCAACGCAAAGUUCAAGAGAUGAAUGAGGAGAGAAAAACUCUUGACAGGGAGCUGGCACGUGCAAAAGUGACAGCUAACAGGGUGGCAACAGUAGUAGCUAAUGAAUGGAAAGAUUCUAAUGACAAAGUGAUGCCGGUGAAGCAAUGGCUUGAAGAAAGAAGGUUUUUGCAGGGAGAGAUGCAGCAACUCCGGGACAAGCUUACUAUAACUGAAAGAGCUGCAAAAUCUGAAGCUCAGUUGAAAGAAAAAUACCAACUGAGACUCAAAGUACUUGAAGAGAACCUGAGAUUGUCAAACAGUAGCAAUCGCAGCACUCCAGAGGGAAAAAGCGUGAGCAAUGGCCUUUCGCGUCGCCAAUCUUUGGGUGGAGCUGAUAACAUCUCCAAAUUGACCUGCAAUGGUUUUUUACCAAAGAGAUCUCCAUCCUUUCAGUUGAGGUCUUCUGGUACCAGUUCGGUAUUGAAGCAUGCAAAAGGGACAUCAAAGUCAUUUGAUGGCGGCACUCGGUCAUUAGAUAGGGGUAAAAUUCUCUUAAAUGGAACAGGUCCAAAUUUUAAUCUAAGCCAAUCUUGCGAAGGCACAAAGGAAGCUGAAGUCAAUAGUAAUACCUGGAAAGGAAAUCCAGAAGAAAAACCCAAUGACUUCCUGCCAAUGGAUACAGAGGAUACUGUUCCCGGGCUUUUGCAUGAUUUGCUGCAAAAAGAAGUGAUUGCCUUGAGGAAAGCUGGUCAUGAAAAAGAUCAAAGCCUUAAAGACAAGGAUGAUGCAAUAGAGAUGUUGGCAAAGAAGGUUGAUACUCUAACCAAGGCGAUGGAGGUUGAGGCCAAGAAGAUGAGAAGGGAGGUUGCCGCCAUGGAGAAGGAGGUAGCUGCCAUGCGUGUGGACAAAGAACAUGAAAACAGGGCCAAGCGGUUUGGGAAUUCUAAGGGUCCUGUGAACAAUUCACAGCUGCUCCCUGGAAGUGAAGGCUUGUGAAAAUAACCCAUUAGUUUAUCUUAGUUACUUUUUUCCUAAUUUAAAUAUAACACGAGGUGGGUUAACACGCAGUACCCAAUGACAAGAACUCCAAUUGCAGCAGUAAGAGUAAUUUGGAAUAGGCCUUCUCUUGGGUCUUUUUAUCUUCUUGUUUCCCCCUAUUUUCCCCAUCUGUGGUUGAUUACAAUGUUGUAACUAGCGUGCCAGUGGUCCCGCAUCCACUGAGUUUGACAAGAAGUGAAAAUUCAACUUGGGAAGAGAACUGGUGGAAGAUGUUGGUAUGCUUCUUCUGAGUUGGACUGUUAUCCUUCUGGUUAGAAGUCGUCAAGAUAGAAAAUGGAGGAUAUUGAAGUUGAGCUAACCUUAUGUUAGAUUUAUUUUGAGUGGGCAGUAAUUGUGUGGUUGUAUAGGUAGCUUGUUGGCAUUUCCUUACGUGGUCUGCUGCUUUUUCCCCCCUCUCGUAUGCAGCCUAUAUUUGUAAUCUGCAGCUAGUGUGAGUGUCAUCGGUAAAGGUUUGUCAAUAUUCUUGUAAUAUCUGAUAAAAAUCAGAGUUUCCAUGAUUACGUCCCUUUUUCAUCUAUAGUUACUCGGCUUUUUCUUUGUGCACGAAUGCUUGUGAAUUGUUAUUUGUCGGAAAUAUGCUUUUAAGACUGUUUCUCCA
This is a messenger RNA of Camellia sinensis, 2818 nucleotides long. Its product is annotated as microtubule-associated protein 70-2. Gene Ontology annotation, biological process: cytoskeleton organization. NCBI's taxonomy places the organism in Eukaryota, Viridiplantae, Streptophyta, Magnoliopsida, Ericales, Theaceae. The record is from RefSeq and is a predicted model, not a curated record. Gene Ontology annotation, molecular function: microtubule binding.